CCGAUGCUUUUCGUUCUAUUCGCGAGAUCCGUUGUCAGUCUGUGCUAAUUAUAUUUUAAGAUUCGACAUUCUGCCUUUCAUCGAUGUGUGGCAUGAUUUUUACUCUCGAUACGUAUUAUUCUUAUAUAUUUUAAUAUUGUGGAACCGUCAUCGUCGAACAUUUGAUUUUCAUAUUAUUCGAAUAACCUAUGACUUUAAAACUGUGAAAACAAUCAUUGCAAUAUAAUCAGUUACUACGUUCGUGUGCCAGUGUUACAAUUUUGAAUAUUUAUAGUUUCUGUACUUUUCAAAUUUUAGCCUCAAAAUUCUUGUUUAUUUUUCAUUGAAGAAUGUCGAACAUAAAUAGUAAUUCUUCAUGCUCGUGUGUCAGUGAGGAAGAUGUACAUAUCAAAAGAGAUACGGAUAUUGACAAAGAACCUCAGUCUGCAAUUCCUACAGAAAGUAACCUAUUAAUUAUAAAAUUGUUUCUGUAGUUCGAUUAAAUUUCUUAAAAAUACCAUACUCUGUUUUAUAGUAUUUCGAUUAGAUGAAGUAGACGUAAUAUCCAAUUGUACAUCACGAAAAACAUUAUUAAUGUAUAAUGGAAAUGCAGAACCUGUUGAUACUGACCCUAGAUUACGAUUACAAGAAACAGUACAUAAACAGAAUUAUAGAUUAUCGGUUGUAUUUCCACAAGUGAGCUAAACUUGUAAUGACAGUGUCAGGCAUUGGUUGUUAUAUUAAUAAAUACUUUGACCAGAUGUUUACAAGAACUUAUUUUGAUUCCAUACCAAACCUAUAUGACAAAGUUAACGCUCGAGCAGCGAAGAGAUCCAGUAGUCACUACGUACAUACAGAACCCACCCAGAUAAACGUCCAUUAUUACAAAAUGGCUGAAGACCUGGCAGCGCAAAGGUUUAUAAAACCUGGUAGCCAUAAAGGUAAAGGUCUUGCUGUCUUUACUAGUGGAGGUGAUUCCCAAGGGAUGAAUGCUGCUGUUCGAGCAGUUGUUAGAAUGGGUAUUUAUUUAGGAUGUAAAGUCUUUUUCAUUAAGGAAGGCUAUCAAGGCAUGGUAGACGGUGGAAAUAACAUUGUCGAAGCAACCUGGUCCUCUGUGUCUUGCAUUAUCCAUAGAGGUGGUACAGUAAUUGGUUCUGCGAGAUGUAUGGAAUUCAAAGAACGUGCUGGUCGUAGAACAGCUGCCAAAAAUUUAGUAACUCGUGGCAUAACUAAUUUAGUUGUGAUUGGUGGUGAUGGUUCUCUUACCGGUGCAAAUCUCUUCAAAGAAGAAUGGGCCGAUUUGUUGAAAGAACUGGCCGACGCAGGUGAAAUAACUAAAGAACAAGCAGAAAAGAAUCAGCACUUGCAUAUUGUCGGUUUAGUGGGUUCUAUCGAUAAUGAUUUUUGCGGAACUGAUAUGACCAUUGGUACCGACUCCGCACUGCAUCGUAUUAUCGAAAGUAUCGAUGCAAUCGUUAGUACAGCUUACUCUCAUCAAAGGACAUUCAUUAUGGAAGUUAUGGGUCGCCAUUGUGGGUAUCUGGCCAUUGUGGGUGCUUUAGCUGCAGAAGCAGAUUUUGUUUUCUGCCCGGAAUCACCACCGCCUGUUGACUGGCCUGAUAAACUAUGUAAAAAAUUGGAGCAGGAAAGACUUACUGGCCAACGUUUGAAUAUUAUUAUCGUAGCUGAGGGUGCAGUGGAUAGAAAUGGUCAACCAAUUACCGCAGAAAAAGUUCAUAAAGUUGUCGUUGAUAAACUACAACAAGACACCAGAAUUACUGUCCUCGGUCAUGUUCAAAGAGGUGGAAAUCCUUCAGCCUUCGACAGAGUUCUGGGUUGUCGAAUGGGUGCAGAAGCUGUAAUGGCUUUAAUGGAGGCAACACCGGAAACAGAAGCGUGUGUGGUUACAUUGGAUGGAAAUCAGGCUGUUCGAUUGCCGCUGAUGGAGUGCGUACGUCGCACCAAGGCGGUGGCACAAGCCAUGGCGGACAAAAAUUGGGAUUUAGCUGUUCAACUUCGUGGAAAGGGAUUUGCUCGCAACUUGGAGACAUACAAGAUGUUGACUCGCUUGAAAGCACCGGUUGAUCAUGAUCCCAACAAGGAGAGUAAUGGCCCCACAUUAACGAAGCAAUUCACCUUAUGCGGACAAGAUCAUUACACGUUAGCUGUGAUGCAUAUAGGAUCGCCUUCCUGUGGUAUGAAUGCAGCUGUGCGUUCCUUCGUUAGAAAUUGUAUAUAUAGAGGUGAUAAGGUUUACGGCAUUUGCGACGGAAUACUAGGCCUUAUGGCUGGGAAAUUCAAACCAAUGAAUUGGCCUUCUGUCACCGGCUGGGUAGCACAAGGUGGUGCAUACUUGGGGACAAAACGGGCUCCUCCGAAAGACGAGCAGUUACCGCAAAUUGCUCAAAAAUUGAAGGAGUUUGGAAUUCAAGCGUUACUUAUUAUCGGAGGAUUCGAGGGUUAUCAAACGGGUCUUACAUUCUACAAAGCCAGGGAUAAAUAUGAGGAGUUCCGAAUUCCCAUUGCGAUGAUACCCGCAACUAUCAGCAAUAACGUGCCAGGAACUGAAUUUUCACUAGGCUGUGAUACCGCUCUGAAUGAAAUUACGGAGAUCUGUGAUCGAAUUCGUCAGUCGGCACAGGGUACAAAACGCCGAGUAUUUAUUAUCGAGACCAUGGGUGGAUAUUGCGGUUAUUUGGCCACUGUCGCUGGAUUGGCCGGUGGAGCCGACGCAGCGUAUAUAUUCGAGGAAAAAUUCAAUAUCAAAGAUUUGAAUCAGGACGUGAUUGCAAUGGCAGCAAAAAUGUCCGAAGGUGUACAAAGGGGUCUCAUUUUGAGAAACGAGAAUGCCAACUUGAACUAUAGUACAGAUUUUAUGCAAAGACUUUUCAGCGAAGAGGGAAAAGGUCUCUUCAGCUGUAGAAUGAAUAUCAUUGGACACAUGCAGCAAGGUGGUUCGCCAACUCCGUUCGAUCGUAACUUGGGCACGAAAAUGGGCUCUAAAGCGGUCGAUUGGUUCAGCGAUCAAUUGAAGAAACACACAAAUGCCGAAGGUAUUACGUUAACUAACGAUUCCGACUCCGCAGUGAUGAUUGGUAUAGUACGGAGACAGUAUAGAUUUACACCGUUCUCCGAACUUCUCGAUGUCACCGACUUUGAACAUCGCAUUCCAACGUAUCAGUGGUGGAUGAAGCUGCGGCCGUUAUUGAAAGUUUUAGCGAAACACGAGUCCACCUACGAGGAAGAAGGACUCUAUAUAACCGUCGAAGAAAUGGAUCUUGAUAAUGACCCGCCUCUUGUCUAAGCUACAAAUUUCACGUCACGAAUAUACAGUAUAAGGUAAUGUUCCGUAAUAAACUGUACAAUGUUAAACGUACGUUGAUCGUAGAUGUUUUUAAAGAGUAUGACAGUAUUGUAUGGCAUUAUGUUAAUCAUGUUACGUUGUUACUUUUGAGAAGAAAGGACGAUGAUGCUAAUAGGUAGUUGUAAAGUAGAACCACGACAUUCUACAAAAAUUAAUAUAAGUUGGCUAUUACAUCGACCACUGAAAAAAAUCACUAUGUAUAAGCGUGUGUACCUGUCGUCUACAUAUUUAACGAAUCGAUAAUGAGACGCGCGCGUUGAUAAACUGAAUGUGAACUAUUUAAAUAAACGACAGAUUACUAUACACUAUUGCCAUGGAUAAGAAUGCAGAUCAAUAUCUAUAUCUAUAUAUAUAUAUAUACAUAUAUAUGUAUAGUAAGAGUAUAAAUUCGAAUUUAUGUAUUUUAAAUGCGGUUUAAACUCAGGUGAGAAAUAGGUACAAAAAUAGUACCUGAAAAAAACGCGAAGGUAAGCUAUCAUAUACCUGAAUAGUGUAAGAAAGCAAAGCAAGUUUAUUAGAACACCUGCGUAGAACAACGUUUUCGUUGAUGACAGUUGUAUCCUUAUAGCAGUGUCAUUUGCUAUUCAGAAACGAGCGCAUCAUGUAUGCAUAGUUUCGAGAUCAAAACAUAUUACAACAGAAUGGUAUAUACACAAUGAAAGAAGAUACAUCCGAUUACACAGCCGAGUCCGAUAAUCGCUCCAUGUGGUAUUCGAAUCGAAUACCUGUGAAGCGCUUAGCAUACUUGGCAUCGCGUUCACCCUCAUCCGCGUAGAAUAUUGAACCAAUUUCGGAGAUAUUUAAAGACAAACAAAUGACAUAUUUAGCAGUUAUUACUUAUCCACUGUUAAACGUUGACCGAAGUUGAUUAGAAUAAGAAUGCGUUGUUCUCAUUGCUUCAACAUUUUAAUUGCAACACGAAUCACGGAGUCAUAAAGAAAAUCAUGAAAUCACGAAAUCGGACACACCACCUUCAUGAAUCGCUAGGUCGUGGAUAAAAUAUACUAGGCUAUAUUUGUGGUCUAUUAAUAUAUAAAAUUAAACAUAACGUGGCAUUUUCCUUUGAUGAAAACAUUAUCUUUUGGUUUAGCUUUACCAAUAGCUACGAAAAGCUAUUAAGAAGAAUAUACUUGUCUACCUCGAAACAUAAUUUGCAACGUCGGACGACGCGAAAGGGUAUGCCAAAAGCCCGAGUCGUGCUGGUUGCGUGUAACAUUAAAAGAUUUCUGCUAAGAUUUAAGGCUUGUGACCACAAGAGUAUUUAGAUUUAAUUCUAUUUAUCUGAACGAGUCGUCGUAUAAAUACUAAAAGUAGAUUAUUAUUACUAUUAUUAUCAUUAUCAUUAUUAUUAUUAUUAUUGUCAUUGUCGUCGUCAUGAUUUAUUGUUAUUAUUAUUAUUAUUUUAUUAUUAUCAUUAUUAUUAUCAUUAUCAUUAUUCAUACUGAAAUUCUAGAGAGAAAGGCACGUCAGUUUGCAUUACAUUUAUAAAUUUAUCCAAUGUUAUUGAUACGAAAUUAUACCGAUAACAACGCGGGAAACGUUUUCUAGCGAUUGUCCACUUUAAAUGUAAAAUACGAGUUGCGUGUCGACAGAGCAACGACAGAAAAUAAAAGAAUCUUCCAAUCUACCGUGAUUAAUUGAAUCUUUCAAAUGUAACAGCUCGAUUGUACGAUAAGUAGCAGUAGAGGAAGAAUUGCCGAUUUGAUUCGAGCCGCAAAACAGCUUUCUCAAGGCACGUAUUAAUCGUGUUCAGGCUUGUUCUGACGCGUCGAGUCCUAAUUUUAAAACUACAUUCGUAAGGAAGAUGUAUACGUGUUUAACGAACAAUCAUAUUAAUUGCUUGUUCGAAGAUAUAUUGCUAACAAUUGCGAGUCAUUUAGGAUACUGUGAAGUUAAUAGGUGUUGUCGAGAAGCAAAUAAGUGAUGUUACUAAUCGUUCCAAAUGGACAAUUACUAUAGAAUAAGAGGUGUUUCCGUGAAAAUACGAUCGCAAAGAACAAUAGAAAUUUAAAGACCUCCUGUUUGCACCGUCGACCGUGUAAAUUAGAAACUUCUUUUGGCCUAAUUAUACGACGAUUGGACUAGUAUUGUACUACUAACCGAUAGACGAUUAAAUAUAUAACGGUGAAAGAGAGUAUAUACAUAUAACGUGUAUAUAUAACAAAUACAUAUAUAUUAUUUUUACGAUUGCAGAUAUACAUACAUUAUAUUUUCGACUCAUUGUUGAUCAAUGAAUUUACAGUUUAUCUGUGACGUACACAUAUAGCGUAACAGAUGUGUUAUUUUACUCGAACAUCAAAUUGUUGAACAUAUAUUUUCACCUUACCACCGCAUGACUAUAUUUAUCGUAGUUAUAUUCAUUCAUCAAUAGUUCAAAGUUCGUGCGCGAAGUAUUUGUGGUAAUUGCACAAUUUCAGACCAGGUGCAUAACGGCACAUGGAUUAAGUACGUAUAUAUGUAUCGUGAUCACUGAGAAUGUACCUAAUGCUCUCAAUAAAGUGUAUAUUAUGAUUACUUGUACUUCACAUACACAA
Messenger RNA from Megalopta genalis, 5877 nucleotides. Lineage: Eukaryota; Metazoa; Arthropoda; Insecta; Hymenoptera; Halictidae. The record is from RefSeq and is a predicted model, not a curated record.